Molecule: messenger RNA, 2019 nt
Organism: Notothenia coriiceps (black rockcod)
Lineage: Eukaryota; Metazoa; Chordata; Actinopteri; Perciformes; Nototheniidae
Product: glutamate receptor ionotropic, NMDA 3A-like
Exons: 9
Coding region: 1-2019 (672 amino acids)
Biological process (GO): monoatomic ion transport
Cellular component (GO): membrane
Molecular function (GO): ligand-gated monoatomic ion channel activity; signaling receptor activity
Source: RefSeq, a predicted model, not a curated record
AUGUUCGGGACCCACGGAGGGGCCCGAACACUUAUGUCUUACGAGCUCUUCGGCUCCCCCCCACUGUCGCUUAACCUGGAUUCGGGCCAUGACCGACUUUUGGGUUCGUCUUCGACACUCGUAGAAAGGUGGAAGCGGGAAUUUCGCGCUCGUCGGGCGCAGUGCGAGAGAAGGGAGAACUCAGAGAUAAACACACAAUCCCCGGGAGAUCGCACGCUUGUGCACGCCAUGGUGGGUCCAACCUAUGGAGGUCGGCUAUUUCUAUCCAACACAUCAUUUGAGGGCCAGACGGGUUUUAUAUCCAGAGACUCUUUCAGCCAGAAUGUCAUCUCAGAGGCCCAUCACUACAUCUGGUCCCUCCAGCUGGACCCUCUAGGCCAGCCAACCUGGACCCGUCUGGGACGCUGGCGCAAGGGGGAAGUUCUCAUGGACCGCCGGGCCUGGCCGAGCCAUCAGGGAUCUGGGGGCGGAGGAGACUGGCGCCGAUCCGCGCGACUGCACAUGCGGGUGGUGACGCUGGUCGAGCACCCGUUUGUGUUUACCCGCGAGGUGGACAGCGAUGGGAUGUGUCCCGCGGGCCAGUUGUGCCUCGAUCCGCUCACCAAUGAUUCUUCGGUUGUUAAAGGAUUAUUCAAGAAGCUCUCGGGACGCAAUGGAUCUGUCCCCACAGAAUUGAAAAAGUGCUGUUAUGGUUACUGCAUAGACCUGCUGGAGAAGCUGGCAGAGGACAUGGGCUUCACCUUUGACCUCUAUAUUGUAGGCGAUGGGAAGUAUGGUGGGUUCAAGAAUGGGCGGUGGACAGGAUUGGUGGGGGAUCUGCUCAGUGGCGCCGCCCACCUGGCAGUGACAUCUUUUAGCAUUAAUUCAGCCAGGAGCCAAGUCAUCGACUUCACUUCCCCCUUCUUCUCCACCAGCCUGGGAAUUCUGGUUCGUACACGCGACACAGCUGCACCCAUCGGUGCCUUCAUGUGGCCUCUCCAUUGGUCCAUGUGGCUCGGCAUCUUCGUUUCACUCCACGUCACCGCUGUUUUCCUCACCCUGUAUGAGUGGUUCAGCCCGUUUGGUAUGACCCCACGUGGACGCAACCGCGACCGGGUCUUCUCCUUCUCCUCGGCGCUCAACGUGUGCUACGCCAUUUUAUUUGGGAGAACGGUGGCCAUCAAGCCGCCAAAGUGCUGGACAGGCCGCCUGCUGAUGAACCUCUGGGCCAUCUUCUGUCUGUUCUGUCUGUCCACCUACACCGCUAACCUAGCUGCCGUCAUGGUCGGGGAGAAGACCUACGAACAACUGUCAGGGAUACAUGACCCAAAGUUGCACCAUCCGUCUCAGGGAUUCCGAUUCGCCACAGUUAAAGAAAGCAGCGCGGAGGACUACCUCAAGAAGAGUUUUCCUGAGAUGCACGAGUACAUGAGAAGAUACAAUGUCCCGGCAACACCAGAUGGCAUACAUAAUCUCAAGGCUGAUCCUCAGAGACUGGAUGCAUUCAUUAUGGAUAAAGCUCUGCUGGACUACGAGGUUUCCAUAGAUGCAGAAUGUAAGACACUAACAGUCGGGAAACCCUUUGCAAUAGAAGGCUAUGGAAUCGGCCUCCCUCAGAAUUCUCCACUCACCUCCAACAUCUCAGAGCUUGUUAGUCAGUACAAGUCUGAUGGCUUCAUGGACACGCUGCAUGACAAAUGGUACAAGGUUGUGCCCUGCGGAAAGCGCAGCUUUGCUGUGACUGAGACGCUGCAGAUGGGAAUAAAGCAUUUCUCCGGUCUGUUUGUGAUGCUCUGUGUGGGCGUGGUCUUGUCUCUUGUGACCACAGUAGCAGAACACAUUGUGUACAAGCUGGUGAUCCCGAGGGUCAAGGAGCCACGCUUCAGAUACUGGCUGCACACGAGCCAGAGAUUACACCGAGCCCUUAACUCCGUCUUCAACGAUGACAAACUGCCGACUGUAACCAAGCCUGAUAAGAGGAGGAGCAGCUUGGGCGCAUCGUUGUUGCUAAUCUAUGACAGAGCACUAGCCGCCAUGUGA